This is a messenger RNA of Carcharodon carcharias (great white shark), 2009 nucleotides long. RefSeq names its product ovarian cancer G-protein coupled receptor 1-like. The transcript has 2 exons. Gene Ontology annotation, molecular function: G protein-coupled receptor activity. The coding region runs from base 518 to 1468 and encodes 316 amino acids. The record is from RefSeq and is a predicted model, not a curated record. Gene Ontology annotation, biological process: G protein-coupled receptor signaling pathway; cellular response to pH. NCBI's taxonomy places the organism in Eukaryota, Metazoa, Chordata, Chondrichthyes, Lamniformes, Lamnidae. Gene Ontology annotation, cellular component: membrane.
GGUAUGAAUCAGGUUUGCUUGAAAAUUUCUCUCUGUUUCUCAUUGUGUUGAUUGCAGCGGAUAACACGGGAUCCCCCUGCACUGAGGGGUUGAGGUGCUGGAAUGUUAAGAGGAAUUUCCCUUUGCCAGCUCCACAAAUUGACCUUAAAAUCGCGAACAUUGCAGAAUGAACACGGGGAGGUGUGCGUGCUUUCCGAUGUAGAUGUCUUUCAGACUCCCCAAAGUUUAGAGGAAAAGAUCGCUUCCCGCUUCAUGCGGCUUUUCCCCUUAGCAGUUCUCCCUGACCCAAUAACACUUGUGAAUGCCACCAAUGCAAAUCGAAGGAGAUAAAACUUACCGACUGUAACAUUAAGAUUCGGAAUUCGUCAAAUCGCUCAAUUUUUGGACAGGAAGACAAGUUUCAGCAAAAAAGAAUGAAAAAUAAAAUUAUAUUAAAUGGUUUGAAAUCACAAAAGCUGCAUCUCAGAGUAGUGUGAGAAAUAUACUUACCUGAUGAAAAGUUCCAGUAUUGUGUUGAAUGAUGACCAACUGUUCUAUCGACCACAGUAUCCACCAAAUCCUGUUUCCCACGGUCUACAUUGCUGUCUUCAUCAUUGGCCUCCCAACUAAUCUCCUGUCCCUGUAUCACAGCUACCUGCAGAUCAGACAGAGGAACGAGCUGGGAGUCUAUCUCUGUAAUCUGACCAUCUCAGACCUGUUGUAUCUCAUUUCCUUGCCUUUCUGGGUUCAGUAUAUGCUGCAGCACGAUGACUGGGUCCACUCCCGGGCACUCUGCAUACUCAGUGGUCUGCUCCUCUACCAGAAUAUCUACAUCAGCAUUGGCUUCCUCUGCUUCAUCUCCAUUAAUCGCUUCCUUGUUGUGGCCUGCCCUCUGAAAUUUAAAUUCUUACACACCAGGAAGGCUGCAGUGUUCAUCAGUGUUCUCAUCUGGAUCAAGGAGAUUCCUGCUUGCGGCUUUUACAUACACUCCCAGGUUCUCAGUAAAGACAACGAGAAUGACACCUUGUGUUUCGAACAUUAUCCUAUGCAGUCAGAGGAUAGAUAUUUAAAUAUUUACAAGCUCUCUAUUGGGUUCUUCAUCCCUUUGAUUUUAUUCAUUUACGCUUACUAUAAAGUGCUGACUGUUGUCCAUAAGGUCCGUGGGCUUCAAGGAGAGAGGAAAUUAAGAAUAAAAAAAUUGGUGUCUGCAUCCAUCAUCAUUUUCCUGGUUUGCUUUGCUCCUUAUCACAUUCUCCUGAUGAUUCGAACAAUAUUCGAGUACGAAUGUAAAUUUGCUGACAAUGUUUUUGAGCUUUACCAUUUUGGAGUUCUGCUGAUGAGCUUAAACUGUGUGGCUGAUCCCAUCUUGUACUGCUUUAUAUCUCAGAAUUCACAUGGCUGGUUAACCAGGUUCCUGGAUCCUGUUACAAAUCUCAUUCCUUGCAGAACGAGAAAACAAACUGAAGAUGAAAUGCCUAGUUUAAAAUAAUUCCGAGCCUGUCCUCAAGCUCGUUUUUCUUUACCAUUCUCCCUUCCCAAGCCGCUUCACUGCAGCAUUAUCAAACAAAAUUUGACACCAAGUCACAGAAGGAGAGAUUAUUGGUCUAGAUUUUGGGGUCGAAAUAGCAGUGAGGCUGCUAAUUUGCUAUUGUACGUUUUGUGUUCUCUCGAAACAUUUUCACCCCUCCCUUGCUGCCUCAUCCCAAGAUCAUUCCAUUGUCGUUCCUGAGGUGUUUGUCAUGAAAUUAUUGAAACAUUUAAAUCCUGGUUGGACUCCCCUCAAUAUUAAUGUCUCUACUACACAUAGUGAGAUAGACAAGGUGAUGGGGAGUCAAACAAUGGUGCAACACUGAGUAUGAAGCUCCCUAUUCUGACAGCUGGAGGGACUGACACCUCUCUGAUAAAGUCCAACCACACAAUCCUCAAGCGAGGUUUAGCUACAGAGAUAAAAACAAAAAAAUUUCGGAUGCUGGAAAUCCAAAACAAAAACAGAAUUAGCUGGAAAAACUCAGCAGGUCUGGCAGCUUCGG